UUCUUUCUUCUUUCUUAUUCUGCAUGCACACGCCUCCUUUCUCUCUCUCUCUCUGUUUCACCCUCUCUUAUUCUCUUAUAUUCUCUCUCCGGUUACCGUCCAUUCAAAUCUCUCUCCGGUUCCUCUCCUCUGUUCAGAGUCCAACAACCUUCCGAUCACACUCGCCACCGCUCUUCCACGCGAAUGCGAAUCCUAAACCUCAUCACUCGCGGCGCCCGCACUUCGUAGAGACUUCCGGUGACCGGAACUUCUACUUACGAACUUUCGGCGACGCGGAGCGGCCACUAGAGGUUCGCUCGGAGGCUUAAUUUCGAGCGCGUGGAAUUGGAGUUGAAAAUGGAGUCAAGGAGCUGCAUGAACGUGACGUGCGCCACCUUGACGACGAUUCGGUGGCGCAAAGGCUGGGCCCUGCGAUCCGGCGAAUUCGCCGAUCUCUGUGAUAAGUGCGGUUCUGCUUAUGAGCAAUCAGCAUAUUGUGAUACUUUCCAUUCCAACGAUUCUGGUUGGAGAGAAUGCACGUCAUGUGACAAGCGUCUCCAUUGUGGAUGCAUUGCUUCUAUGUCUCAGCUUGAAUUAUUAGAUACUGGUGGUGUAAGCUGUAUAAGCUGUGCAAGGAAUUCAGGACUUCAACCUAUUGCAAUCAAUGAAAAGCCUAAUUUAUCGGGGACUUCAAAGGUAAUAGAUAUCAGUGCACAGCAGUGCACUUCUCUGGCUAACCAAUUAAACGUGAGGGGUAUGCAAGGAGGGAAUUAUGCAGAAAAUGAUGGUCUCCGAUGCUGGUUCAAACCUCAUAAAAUUGAAACAGAUGUGCCUUCUACAGAAAUGAAACCAGAAAUUUUGCCUUCUGUUGGAGAACUUGGAAGCACUUUGAUAUCACAAUUUCAUUUUGAGUCUAAUGGAUCAUCCAAGGCUUCCAAAGCAGAGAGCUGUAAGGCAGACACAGAAAUACGAGAUAUAUAUGAAUCUUUGGCACAAACUAAUUUAAGUAUGACCCUUGCUACUCCCAUAGGAAAUUCAAACCCCUUUCAUAGUUCUGUUGUUGAUGAAAGGGAACAAAGUAAAACAUCUUCACUUUUAUUGGGAUCAAGGUCUCGCCAUCUUUUACCUAAGCCCCCUAGGUCAAGCAGUGGCACAGGCCUAGAAGUAAAUGCUGGUAUGGUAUCCCAGAUUCGUGUGGCAAGGCCACCCGCUGAAGGUCGGGGAAGGAAUCAGUUGCUUCCGCGUUAUUGGCCCAGAAUUACUGAUCAAGAGUUGCAACAAAUAUCAGGAGAUUCAAAUUCCACUAUCGUGCCACUCUUCGAAAAGAUGCUGAGUGCAAGUGAUGCUGGUCGAAUUGGUCGCCUGGUUUUACCAAAAGCAUGUGCUGAAGCAUAUUUCCCUCCAAUUUCUCAACCAGAGGGCCUUCCUUUACGAAUCCAAGAUGUGAAAGGAAAAGAAUGGAUGUUUCAAUUUAGAUUUUGGCCAAAUAAUAACAGCAGGAUGUAUGUUUUAGAAGGUGUAACCCCCUGCAUUCAGUCUAUGCAAUUGCAAGCUGGAGAUACUGUAACAUUUAGCCGUAUGGACCCUGAGGGGAAACUUAUAAUGGGGUUUAGAAAGGCAACAAAUUCUACGGCAAUACAGGAAACACUACCAUCUAAUAUGCCCAAUGGUUCUCAUUCAAGUGAAACUUCCUAUUCUGGUGUUUAUGAGAAUCUACCUAUAUUAAGUGGUUACUCUGGCCUUCUUCAGUCACAAAAGGGAUGUUCAGAAACCCACCUAAAUGUGCUGUCUAAAAAAUGGAACUCUGCUGGUGGUGACAUGAACUGGCAUAACAUUGACAUUCCCGAAAGCAGGAAAAGAGAGGGGUUGCCUUUGCCACCUGUGCUGGUUCCUGAGAAGAAAAGAACUCGGAAUAUUGGGUCAAAAAGUAAGAGGUUGCUUAUUGAUAGCCAGGAUGCACUCGAGCUAAAACUUACUUGGGAAGAGGCUCAGGAUUUGCUUCGACCACCUCCUGCUGUUAAACCAAGCAUUGUCAUGAUUGAGGAUCAGGUUUUUGAAGAGUAUGAAGAACCUCCUGUCUUUGGAAAGAGGAGUAUAUUCGUAGUUCGAUCAGCUGGGGUGAAUGAGCAGUGGACGCAGUGUGAUAGUUGCUCAAAAUGGCGGAAGUUGCCAGUUGAUGUACUAAUUCCCCCUAAGUGGACAUGUGUGGAGAAUUUAUGGGAUCAGAGCAGGUCUUCAUGUGCUGCUCCCAAUGAAUUGAACCCAAGGGAACUGGAUAAUCUUCUGAGGUUGAAUAAAGAAUUCAAGAAACAAAGAUUGGCAGCAAGCCAGAGACCAGCCCUGGACCAUGAAUCUUCAGGACUGGAUGCUUUGGCAAAUGCAGCAAUACUUGGAGAUGAUGCAAGUGAUUCUGGCAGGACACCAGUGGUUACCACCACAAAACAUCCCCGGCAUAGACCUGGGUGUUCUUGCAUUGUCUGUAUCCAGCCACCAAGUGGAAAGGGAAAACACAAACCUACUUGCACGUGCAAUGUGUGCAUGACAGUUAAACGACGGUUUAAAACCCUGAUGAUGAGAAAGAAGAAGCGUCAAUCAGAACGUGAAGCUGAGAUUGCCCAGAGAAAUCAGUUAACAUGGCGGACCAAGGACGAAUCAGAAGUAGACAGCACCUCACGACAUUUAACUCCAGUUGAUGGUUUGGAGAAUGAAGUAAGGGCGUCAAGUGAGUUGGACCCAAGGACUCAAGACCAAGUUGCUGAAGCUGCCAAGGGACAAUUAGAUUUGAAUUGCCAACCAGAUCGAGAAGAAGCGCAAACUGGGCCAAAUAAUGUGAGCAUGACAAGUCUUCUUGAAGAAGCAAAUCUGCCGUUGGAGACCUACCUGAAGCAAAAUGGCCUUACUAGUUUGAUAUCAGAGCAGCAAACAAAUUCAGCUUCAAAUGUGCAGGCACAGACAACCAACGAGAGUGAGGGAAGACAAAAUGAGGAUUGCGGUACGGCUUCAGUUAUUCAUGAGCAGGAUAGCAGUCACGAAGAUAACAGUGGGCAAGACAAAGACCAAAACAAUUCACUCUCAUAAAAUCUUACAGUUACAUUUUUUCUCCCUUCUUUUUACUCUGAAAUUAUUUUACAAAAGUCGUUCAUGCAUUAGUUAUAAAAUUAUAGGAGGUUCUUUUGUAUGUCUAUAUAUUUUGUUAUUGUUUGUCUUGAGAAAUUUCCCCCAAAACUCAAUGACCUAUAUAUAUACGCAAAAGUUUGUGUUUUAUGGUUGUAAACUAGUGAGACAAGGAGUGGAAGGUGGUUAGUAACACCUUGAUUUUUUGUAUUUUUGGUCUGUGUGGUAACUCUGAAUAAGCAUCGCUUCCUUUCUUUUUUGUUAUAAGGAGGAAGGGGGAGGACACCUAUUUAAUUGUCUAGUACGGGGUUUUGUUUG
Molecule: messenger RNA, 3411 nt
Organism: Vigna umbellata (rice bean)
Lineage: Eukaryota; Viridiplantae; Streptophyta; Magnoliopsida; Fabales; Fabaceae
Gene: HSL1
Product: HSI2-like 1
Molecular function (GO): zinc ion binding; DNA binding
Source: RefSeq, a predicted model, not a curated record